UCCGGUGUGCUGAUCUUGGUGUUUGUUUUUUGUUUUAUUUAGGUUGUUGGCGGUCCGCGAGCAGCCGUCUGCAAGGAUGGACACUGAAAGAUAAAGCGGAGAAAAGAUCUCGGAAGAAAGUGUUGCUGGCCGGUACUCAUUGGUUUCAAAUUCAUUCGGCCUUAGGGCAAUUCAUGUAUCCCUCUUAGGAUCCUACUUGUUACCUAGCUUCUCUGGAGCUGUGGAUUGUAACCUGGUUAUCCUUUGCUUAACAUCUAGUAUUUCAUUUAUGAAGCCUUCAUCUAGCAACUGAUGGAAACAGAUACAGAGAUCCACAGUCACUGGCUGAGUGUUGAAGGUGCCAUGUUAGCCAAGUUCCAGUUGAAGAGAAGGAGGAGCGAUAAUAUGAGCAAAGGUGUCAAGACCAUGAUGGGGACAUCCACAGGACAGCUCACCUCACCUGUCGGACUCUGGACUGACAGCAGGGGAACCAGAAUAGAACCAAACUAGGCCCUUUGAACGUGGGUUCAUAGUUCAACUCUGCUUCCAUGAAUCUGAUUGAGAUUUCUACAGCCUGUGAGAAGGUAGAGAAUUGGGCCUGGGCAGGUCUGGCUGUUGUCACGCCAUACAUAUUCCAUCUAUGCUGUUGCAAAUGAAAGAAUUCACUUUCUUGGGUGUGGCAGGGAGGGAUGAAGAAGUCUUGUGAGCAGACAAAUGUCUGGGAGAACAGAGAAUUGGAAUAUUUUUGAGGGCCUCACUAGCAGUAUAAGAAGGAGUAAACAGCUGCUGGGUUUGGAGACCAGGAAACCCAGCUUCAGAGAGAAGAGAUUCUCAGACUGUCAAGCAACCCUCUGUGAACAUCGCUCCUGAUGAGAAGGGCUUUUGUGAUGUGGCUGCUUUUGAGUUAGCCCUGCUCGUUGUAAAGUGAGCCCUCCCCCAUGCUCCUGUUAGUAACUCCAGUGAAAAGUCACUGCUUCAGCAAGUCAGACUUUGGUACAGUUGUUACUUUAGUCUGUUGCAGGUUCCCUUUCUGAGUUACCAAUUUCUUAUCAUUUUCAUAUGAAAAAUUUCUGGCUGGCGACAUAACUCAGUGGUAGCACUCCUCCUGCUGAUAUGUGCCUGGAUCUGUAUUCUAUUCAUCAGAUCCAUAAUUUUGCCUGCAUACCAACUUGUACACAGUGCCCUUUGGAGCCAGAAGAAGGUGCCUGAUACAUGGGAGCCUGAAUUACAGGAUGUGUGAGCAACCAGAAGUAGUGUUGGGAAUGAAAUCCGUGUCCUCUGGAAGAGCAGCCAGUGCUCUUAACUACUGAGCCAUCUCUUCAGCCUCACCAUUUUUUAAAAAGAGCCCAUGGUACCUAAUUGCAGCCCAGGACUUAAUGGUUUUGUGACCCUGCAUGGCCCCCUCAAGAUGCCUGUUGGAGACUUGUUCUUUGGGAGCGGACCUAAUGUCUGGAGCUGGUGGCCCAAAGAAAAAUCCAACUCCGCACUGGUAACACGGAAGAAGCAGCAGAGUUGCAGCUUCAGGAACAGCUCGUCCAGAAGCUGGUGCUGUCAGAGUGGCAAGGCGGCCCGCCUCUGGUUAGCUGAAGACGCAGGCCUAUGAGUUUUCUUGCCUUUUGGUUUUGAGAAGCCUUGCUAUUUGGAUCAGGCUGGCCUGGAACUUGUUAUGUCCCCCUGGCUAUUCCGGAAUUCACGAACCUAUUACCUCAGUCUCAUGAGUGCCGCAACUGGCCGGAUGUGUUAUCACACCUGGCUAUAGUAAGCUCUGAUAGUGAGCAUUCCUUCUGAUGUUCAUUUCCCUUUGAUAAGCAGACAUCGGUGACAGCAAUUCCUAGCUAAACCACCAGGGGGAGCGCUUCUCCCUGACAAGGUAGAAAUGAACCUGAGCCAUCGAAAUAGAGUUCACCGCAAGUCAAAAAUUCUCUCGAGGCUCCAGGAGACCCCGCGGCCCCGCCGGGCGCCCUCGCGCCGAGCCGACCGCGAGCUCACGAGGGCGCUCGGCGGAAGUGGCCGGCAGAGGGCCUGCUCGCGCCUGCCGCCGGGAGUCGCCACCCCGCGGACCCCGCAGGCGCUCUGGCUCCGGCGUCUUGAGGUCCUGAAAGGAGGGCGCACGGAGCAGGUUCAGGUGGCAGUGACCUGCUACCUCAAACGCCGGCAGUACAUGGACUCAGAAGGCCCCUUGAAGCAAGGCCUAAGACUAUCACAGACUCCUGAGGAGAUGGCAGCCAACCUCACAGUCCAAUCAGAAUCUGGUUGUGCCAAUGCAGUGUCUGCAGCCCCUUGCCAGGCAGAACCCCAGCAAUAUGAAGUACAGUUUGGACGACUGAGAAGCUUUCUCACUGAUUCUGACUCCCAGCACAGUCAUGAAGCUAUGCCUCUCCUCUACCCCCUUUUUGUCUACUUCCACCUCAACCUGGUCCAGAGUGGCCCCAAAAGCACAGUGGAAAGCUUCUAUAGCCGCUUCCAUGGGAUGUUCCUACAAAAUGCAAGCCAGAAGGACAUCAUUGAGCAGCUGCAAACCACACAGACCAUCCAGGACAUUCUGUCAAACUUCCAACUUCGUGCAUUCCUGGACAAUAAGUACGUGGUCCGUCUCCAGGAAGAUAGCUACAACUACCUUAUCCGCUACCUCCAAAGCGAUAACAACACUGCCCUGUGCAAGGUGCUUGCGAGCACAUUCACGUGGAAGGUGCAGCCUGCCAAGAGGACAGACUACCAUCUGUAUGCCAGUGGUGGCUCCUCGCGCAGUGAGAGCAGCAGCCUGGAACCACCAGAUGUGCCCAACCCUAUUCUGCAGAAUGAGGCUGCCCUGGAAGUCUUGCAGGAAAGUAUCAAGCGAGUCAAGGAUGGACCUCCUUCCUUCACCGCCAUCUGCUUCUAUGCCUUCUAUAACACAGAGCAGCUGCUGAAUACUGCAGAGAUCUCCUCUGAUAGCAAACUUCUGGCUACUGGAUUUGACAAUUCCUGCAUAAAGCUCUGGAGCUUGCAGUCCAAAAAGCUGAAAUCAGAGCCCCACCUUGUGGAUACAUCUCGUAUCCAUCUAGCCUGUGACACUUUGGAGGAGGAGGAGAAUGAGGAAGACAAUACGGGCACAGAGAUGAAGAUCCUGCGUGGACACUGUGGCCCAGUAUACAGCACACGGUUCCUCGCAGACAACUCGGGGCUGCUCUCUUGUUCUGAAGAUAUGUCCAUCAGGUACUGGGACCUGGGGAGCUUCACCAACACUGUGCUCUAUCAGGGACAUGCCUACCCUGUAUGGGACGUGGACAUCAGCCCCUACAGCCUGUAUUUUGCCAGUGGGUCCCAUGACCGUACUGCCAGGCUCUGGUCCUUUGAUCGGAGGUACCCACUGAGGAUAUAUGCAGGACACCUGGCUGACGUGGACUGUGUCAAAUUCCAACCCAACUCAAACUACUUGGCUACAGGUUCCACUGACAAAACUGUCCGGCUAUGGAGUGCCCAGCAGGGCAACUUGGUGCGGCUCUUCAUGGGGCACCGAGGUCCCGUGCUCGCCCUUUCCUUCUCUCCCAAUGGUAAGUACUUGGCGUCUGCUGGUGAGGACCAGCGGUUAAAGCUGUGGGACUUGGCCUCUGGGACACUUUUUAAAGAACUGAGAGGCCACACAGACAGUAUCACCAGUCUGGCCUUUAGCCCAGACAGUGGUCUGGUUGCCUCUGCCUCCAUGGACAACUCUGUGCGUGUCUGGGACAUCAGAAGCACGUCCUGCAACACACCUGCUGAUGGCUCUUCGGGUGAGUUUGUGGGUGUGUACACUGGACAGAUGAGCAAUGUCCUGAGUGUACAGUUCAUGGCCUGCAACCUCCUCCUGGUGACUGGAAUCACACAAGAGAAUCAAGAACAUUAAGUUUUUAUUCAGGCAGCAGACUGGGUGGGGCUGGGACUGGUCACAGUCCAGGACUUGCUAAAACUGAAUCAGUGAUUUCAAAAGAGCCCUCACCUACCACACUUAGCCAACACAGCCCUGGUGCACAAGACUCCAGUUGAGAGCCGGAUGCUCAGGCUUGAGGCCUCCUGGCUGUGUGCAGGCACCUUGCUUUAGCAUCUGUCUCUUCCCAGUGGGGUUACUGGAACAGUUGCAGAACUCCCCUGUAGCAGCUGUAAACAGUGUCUCCUGUGGCUUCUCGAGGAAAACAGGGACAGGAACUAGGAAAAUUGGAUGAUCUAGCAGUCUUUCUUUAUACUGAUAGAACCAGGACUUUUUAUUAUUAUUAUAAUUAAUAAUUAUUAUUAUUGAGAAGAGGAAACCUAGCACUGGCAGAGGUGUCUCUGCUUGCAUCUGCAGGUUUGACUCCUGGCACUGGCUGUGAUACUUGGAAUUUUAAGGUUCAGGGAAUUCAUACUUUGGUGACCCAGUGUAUCAGGAAAAGGGGCACCGUAUAAUGUGCUUCUGCAAGCAGGCAGGUAGCUUAGCCGAACAUGGUGGGAAAGAAAGAUUCUUUAUUGCCUGCACUCCUGUCAGUCCUCUCCCCUGGAGAGAGAGGCUGUGGUGGGCAGAGGGUGGGCCUCGGCUCUGGAGUCGGUUGUCCAAGGUUCCAUCGCUACCACCAUGAACAAAAUUAUGAUAAAGAGUAAUUUUGAGUAAGUCACAGGAUAGACUUCAGAGUACUUCUGGGGUGUGACUUUCUGGUGUCUUUCUCCCUCUGAUCUGCUUCCGCCCUCACUGCAGCACCAGUGUAGUGAACCGGAGCGAAUCAUGAGUGCACACUCACAAGCGUCAAACCAUGCUCUAAGGACAGAGGAAGUUCUGAUGGUAGAUAUCCAGUGGUGUCAGCAUCUAGUUUCCACAGCUUAGAAGGUUUUCAAGAGUGACCAGGAGAUUGAAGUAUUGGACCAAGGAAUGAACACUUCCAUUCCUGUCCGAGACUGCUUUGGGAGCCCUGUGGUGCUGUACCUGCUGUUACAUUACCAGGUAGAAGAGAGACAUGCAUGGGAUAGUUCUUCAGCUGCUGAGAUUCUAGUUCCCACACCACUGGUCCUCCCUGGAUUUGCCACCAUAGCGCUGGAUGCUUAUAUCCUUUAGGAUGGGGAGAAAAGCCAAACUAACAGUUUUUGAGACCUCAGAUGUUCUGAUCAGAAAUAUAUUGUAAUUUAGCUAAAUUGCUAUGAAAAUAUGAGCCCCUGAAAGAUCAAUUUGUCGUUUUGUCUAUCAAUUUGAUUUAGCCAUUCUUUACUAGGCAUUGCCGGCAUUGCUUCAAGUAUGACUCCCCUAACUCCACAGCCUUGUGUAAUUUUUCAGGCACCUCAACGGUGACAUUCAUUUUAGAAUACUUUCUUCCACACCUCUAGAAGAUCAGGAAGUUGAAAAUGGCAGUACUGAUAGGAAAGCUAAAAUCCAAUCAGAUAUCUGGCCCGCGUUCAGACUUACUUGGUUGUGUUAUUUAAAUCACAAUCCAGACAAAGUUUAUACAUUGGAUUCACUUGAAGUGUGCGCUGUGAGACAUUUUAUGUACAGGGAAGCUCAGGACCAGAGAAGAGCUUAUGUUCAGGAUUCAGUUAAAAUUCUCUGCGGAAUCAGUUAGUCCUGUUGGGGUUACAGACUUUAGGAAGCCAUGGUCUUUGUCCUCAAGGAGUUCCAUCUUGUGUUCCUAUAACGCUCUAUGAGUUUAUCCAUCACAAACCUUAUAUUAUUAGUCUUUCUGCAUCUGUCCUCAGUUAAAGGCAGGGAGCAUUUCAUCUUCAACAUUGCAUUUGGUAUACACAGCUCAGUUACUGGUAUGCAGUAGGAAGCAGUGUCCUUUUUCUAACUUUGCAUUGGGAACCAAUGGGAUUUUUAUGGCAUGGCUGUGCCAUGAUAAGGUUUUCAUUGGAGGUAGGUAAAGGUUGCUAGUUGUUUUGGAAACAUGGACGAUUGGAAGCAGGGAGGAGUCUAGUGCAGAGUCCACGCUAGAGAGGAUGAAGAUGAGAACUAGGGUGAAGACAGUAGGUACGAAGAAAAGACGAAUGGAGAGUUGCUGAGAAGACAAGGUAGCACGAUUUGGGAACCUUUCCUAUGUGGAGAAUGAGGAGCUUCAGGCUUGGGGAGCAGUGAUGCCCCUUGAAGAUUCAGAGCAAAAUGGGGAAGCUGGUUUGAGGUAGGGGAGAUUGAUUCAGUUUUGACUAUGCUGAGGUUGAGGUGACUGCUAGGAAUUUGCCAUCUGUCAGGAUUUGGGAGAUCAAACCAUAAGAGAGAAGUCAGGACUGAAAACCAGAGAGUCCUAAGGACAUAGGUGGUGCUUAAAAUUAGAUGCCAUCCUUCACAAACGGAAUAUGUAGUGACACAGGAAGGGAAACGUUAAGAAACCCUUACAGAUUUUAGCAACUAAUUAAAAAAUGAGAAGCUCUGGAGGAAGAUAGGAAAGGAAUAGCUACAGAGAUUAGAGGAAAACCAAGACAGUGUGGUGUCAUUGCAGCCAAAGGAGGAGAGACUUCAGGAAGGCCUGACCAGGGGCACCUUAUACACAGCUAGGGGGUGAUGGUAAGGAAAGUUCCAUGUGGCCAAGAUGUACAGUGUUUUGGCAGGAGGUGAGCCCAGAAAGACUAGUUAGGCCCUUGUACUGUCUGGUUUCGUGUGUCAACUUGACAUCAUCUAGAGUCAUCAAAGGAAGGAGCCUCAGUUGAGGAAAUGCCUCGGUGAGAUCCAGCUGUAAGGCAUUUUCUCAAUUAGGGAUCAGUAUGGGAGGGCCCAGCUUGUGGUAGGUGCUGCCAUUCCUGGACUGGGUUCUGUAAGAAGGCAGGCUGAGCAAGCCAUGUGAAUCAAGCCAAUAAACAGCACCCCUCCAUGACUUCUGCAUCAGCUCCUGCCUCUGGGUUCCUCCCCUGUUUGAGUCCCUGUCCUGGCUUCUUUCGAUUAUGAACAGAAAUAUAGAAGUCUAAGUCAAAUAAAACCUUUCAUCCCCAA
Messenger RNA from Arvicola amphibius (Eurasian water vole), 6877 nucleotides. Its product is annotated as TAF5-like RNA polymerase II p300/CBP-associated factor-associated factor 65 kDa subunit 5L. The record is from RefSeq and is a predicted model, not a curated record. Gene Ontology annotation, biological process: regulation of DNA-templated transcription. Gene Ontology annotation, molecular function: transcription coactivator activity; protein binding. Gene Ontology annotation, cellular component: histone acetyltransferase complex; nuclear protein-containing complex. The transcript has 12 exons. Bases 1856 to 3844 code for a protein of 662 amino acids. NCBI's taxonomy places the organism in Eukaryota, Metazoa, Chordata, Mammalia, Rodentia, Cricetidae.